Messenger RNA from Loa loa (African eye worm), 1704 nucleotides. RefSeq lists its product as hypothetical. Gene Ontology annotation, biological process: endoplasmic reticulum unfolded protein response; retrograde protein transport, ER to cytosol. Gene Ontology annotation, cellular component: endoplasmic reticulum lumen. The transcript is spliced from 10 exons. The record is from RefSeq and is a predicted model, not a curated record. Bases 8 to 1492 code for a protein of 494 amino acids. Lineage: Eukaryota; Metazoa; Nematoda; Chromadorea; Rhabditida; Onchocercidae.
UUUCAGGAUGUCAUCCAUGGAAGUGAUUACAUAUUUGUUAUUGCUAUUGCAACAGGGUAUCCAGCUAUGCUCAACUUAUAAAGCAGUCGAUGAGUCAGUUCUGUUCAGGAUAGACUGGAAAGGCAAAUCGGCAACACCAAAGUAUCUUGUUGAUAUUAAAGACGAUUGGUUAACAAAUCAACCGUAUCUACAUAUAACUAGUGGUAACGAUGAAAAGUAUCUCUGUACGCUACCAGUCAUUCCAGCUCAGGACAAACAGGCAGUUCAGUCAUAUGUGGGACCAUCACCAGCUGAACUUAUUCAAUUGUUGUAUGAUAAUCGGGUAUGCUCAUAUUGGCUGGAUGUAUAUUGGACAUAUGAAUUAUGUCAUGGACGCUAUAUUAUGCAAUAUCAUGAUAACAGAGAAACGCAAAGAAAUAUUAGAAGUGAAUAUUAUUUAGGGAAUUAUGGUCGUGAACAGUCUAAAUUGGAUGAUAAGAAUUUCGAUGAAAUGAAUCCACCAAAACGCAAAAUUGAUAACAAAGUGCAGCCGUAUUAUCCAGUCACUUAUAGACAGGGAACCGUUUGUGAUUUAACUGGGAAACCAAGGAGUACGGUCGUUAUAUAUGUCUGCGAUCCGGAUGCCAAAGAUCAAAUAUAUUCUUUUGCUGAAACAGCUUCUUGUACUUAUGAAUUGGUUGUAUAUACCAGACAGUUGUGCUCGCAUCCAUCUUUUCGGCCAUUGCCUACUGUUGAUCACGAAAUUGUUUGUUAUUCGAAGGAUCCACAUAAGGAGUAUCCAAAGCCAAAGCAACUUCUGCAAUUAGAAAGGGAGAGUGAGAUAGCAUUGGAAAGAGAAUAUAAAUCAACCUUUCAACAUAAAAAAUCUACAAAUGUUGACAUUAAUGAAGAAGAUGAAGAAAACGGCGAUUAUGAUGAUGAGUUGGAUACAACAAUUAUUAUAGCCGAGCAAGGGUCACCAAAAUCUGACAGCUUACAACAUGUAUCCUCAUCAAUUCCCGUAGAAAAGCCGGUGAUUGAUUUGGAUCGUUUGGUUCAGGAAAACAAAUAUUUACUAAAUGGGAAGCAUUGUUUGUAUGGUGGUGGAGUGGGAUGGUGGAAAUAUGAAUUUUGUUUUGGAAAAAGUGUAAUACAGUUUCAUGAAAAUCAGGAAGGUGAGCGAACUGAAAUCCUGUUAGGUCUUUUCAACUUCGAUAUACAUAAACAUUGGAUUGAUGAUAAUCCUCAGAAGAAACCGUUAAAGAUUGAUGGUCAGGUAACUCAGGUUUCACACUUAUAUGCUGGUGGUGCGUUUUGCGAGAAGACUAAUAUUCACAGAAGUGUUGAAGUGCGUAUUCGUUGUCGAAUAUCGAAAGGAAGUCAAACAGCCGUAACCCUGUACUUAUUGGAGCCUCAUACAUGUCAGUAUGUCUUGGGAGUCGAAUCAUCUCGUUUUUGUGAACUGCUGCAAACUGCUGAUCAGUACGGACUGAUUCAAUUACCAGAAGCGUAAAGCAGAUUAUGAUUGGUUGUGGUACAGUUAAAAGAGAUGGGAAGAGAAUUGGGGUAGGUCGAUCCUCUUAGUGAAGAAUUUUCAUUUACUGUAAUUUUUUCCUUGUCACUUUAUUUUUAAACAUUUUGCGAUUUGAAUGGUUUAAAAUUUGUCUCUAAAUGGCGGUCUCGUUGUAUUUUUUAAAACGAACCUUGAUUUGGGGUAUAUGUUGC